Messenger RNA from Cucumis melo (muskmelon), 618 nucleotides. RefSeq lists its product as uncharacterized. Gene Ontology annotation, biological process: pantothenate biosynthetic process. Bases 1 to 618 code for a protein of 205 amino acids. NCBI's taxonomy places the organism in Eukaryota, Viridiplantae, Streptophyta, Magnoliopsida, Cucurbitales, Cucurbitaceae. The transcript has 6 exons. The record is from RefSeq and is a predicted model, not a curated record. Gene Ontology annotation, molecular function: pantoate-beta-alanine ligase activity.
AUGGCGAAGGGAAGUCAUGGGAAUGUUGCUCCCUACCCUCUGGAUGACGAAGGAGACCGCAAGGGGUUUGAAGGCUUAGUAGAUCAUACACUAGAAAGUGAAGAAGUAGAUGCCAAGACCGAAGAUGUUGACGCAGGCGGUACCCCUCAUUGGUUGAGGAUGCCAAAGGAGGAUGACACAAGUAAUGGGAUGAAACACAUUGAACUUAAAAAGAAGGGCGGCGAAGAUGUUUACACCAUCGGUACCCCUCCUUGGUUGAGAAUGCCAAACGAGGAUGACACAAGUAAUGUGAUGAAGGUUAAUAUCGAGUUAGAGAAGCCAAUCAACGUGUUGGAGAAGAAGGUUCGAGAUCUUGAUUUUCCUAUAAACAUUCUGGGGUUUGAAAUCGUGCGUGAUGCUGAUGGUCUUGCAAUGAGUUCUCGCAAUGUGCGGCUCUCACCUGAAGAAAGACAAAAGGCAUUGUCAAUAAACAGAUCAUUGUCAAAAGCAAAAUCUGCAGCAGAACAAGGUGAACUCAAUUGUAAAAGAUUAAAAAACUUGGUUGUCGAUGAAAUACAAGAAGCUGGCGGAGAACUUGAUUAUGCUGAGCCAUUUUUGCUGAAGGGUGAAAAUGCAUGA